Grus americana (Whooping crane) is the source of this 2642-nucleotide messenger RNA. RefSeq names its product BCL2 like 14 (gene BCL2L14). Gene Ontology annotation, biological process: regulation of apoptotic process. Bases 255 to 1208 code for a protein of 317 amino acids. The transcript has 6 exons. Lineage: Eukaryota; Metazoa; Chordata; Aves; Gruiformes; Gruidae. The record is from RefSeq and is a predicted model, not a curated record.
GAGCUGACAUGUUUGAACACUGGUCUCAUAAGGAAGUACACGGGGCACUUCUUUUUUAUUGCAAGUGCAGCAGCCUUCUUAGUGAAAGCUUAUGAACAUAUGUUUUGAUGAAAGACUGAAAACAUUAAAUAGAAGAAGUGAACUUGCAAGGCUGGCUCUAGCAAAACAAGCCUAGCCACUGGAAGAGGAGGAGAAAGAAUUGAGAUCAGCGGGCACUCAGGGCUGCUGGUGCAAUAGACCCGGAAGGGACCAAGAUGUCUUCGCCAAGUGAUGUCUGUAUGGAAGCAAUACCGCUGGAAGAUGAUGAGCGAGACAGCAUAGAAUACAGGAUUCUAAUGGCCUACGCCCGGAGGCGGUUGUCCGUUAGUAGAUAUGGAAAACUUCUGAAAAAUGAGGCCAAUGUGCAGAAAUCAUCGUCCUUAAUCGGGAGAAGAGCGGGAAUUCAAUUCCAGGGUGGCCGGGUGGAACUGCAGGGCAGAAAGGAUGCAAACCCAAAAUAUCAUCCAGGAUACUGUUUACCUGUUCUCUGUGGCAGAGCAGAGCAGGAAAACCCCCAAACACUGUUAUGGAACCAAGGUCACAGGGCAUAUUUCUUAAAAUUUAAGGCACAAUCUGCGAGCCUUCAAGAAGAGAAUUCUCAGCAUCAGACAACAGGUGAAACAGCAGAUGUCAACCACAUUGCAGACAAACUUGUCAAGCUUGUUACUGCCAGAUCCCAGGAACCUCCUUCAGAUGAGUCUUUCAAGAUAACAUGUCAAUAUCGGACUCUGCGUGAAAAACAAGAUGAUAGUGAUCCUACUGUUGGAAGUGAGGGUGAGGAACACGACGAAGAAAAGAUAAUACAAACAAUAGUUUCACUGUUAAGACAAUCAGGGGACCAACUAGAAGAAAAGAUCAAAAAGGACAGGGUUUUCUAUCAGUGCUUUAAAGACAUGCUGUCCUACCCCUUCUUCAAGAGGAUCACUGAUGUGUUGCUGGAGGAUGUCUCAGCGGCUUCAACAAGAGAACCAGGAGGCCGCAUACAAUGCACAAAAGUUGCCUUUGCAAUGGAAGUUGCCGCCAGACUUACUGCUGUGGACAACCAUCCUAUGAACGUGGUCUUGGGCUUCGGAUUAAAGUACCUCAGAGAACACUUCAAGCCAUGGAUUCAGGACCAGGGUGGCUGGGAGAAGGCUUUGACUUCACUGGAUCAGGAAGAAGUAGAGUAAUCAUGACUGAAUUCAUUCUUCAGGGUGCAUGAGCCUUCCAUUAAGGAACACACAGGAUCUUGCUGCAAUCCUAUGCCAGAAUAAUUAGUGGCUAUGUCUUUUUAUUUUUUCCAUGUAAGGUUGGAGUGUUGCAUGGCUAACUCAAAUGGGUACAGUUGCAUUUUCUUAAAGUUGGUAUUGAUGUAGAAGUGGUCUUCAGUGGAUAUGAAGGCACUUCCAACUCUCCUGGGGCAUUCAGACCCACAGAUAGUGAUUUCAGGUACCUUUCCAAGUAGAGAUGCUUGCUACUACUGCUACGGAUGGAUGUUAAAGUGCAAACAGGAGGAAAAUAUCAAAAUAUGCAAUCAAGAACCACUGGACUGUGAUCAACCAUCAACCAAGUGAGACAAGUGCUGCCAGGUCUGUGUGGUUCAUAGUGGUACCAUAUGUUAUCAGUUCUACAGUCCCUUGUUAGAAGAUACACCUACACACUGCUAUCAGAUUCCUCUCUCCCUCUUUCUCUGAUUAGAUUUUCCAAAUUACUGAUGCCAUUUUAUACUUUUGAAAGGGACAAAGUAAGGUUAAUGAGGGAUUUUUACUCCAGUGCCUUCCCCGUACACCCAAGAAAAACAAUUCAUCUGCCUACAGAUGCUUUUAAUUUGAACUCUUUUGUUUUAAACCCUUUCAAAGCAUAGUGCAAUAGAAGUUGACUUUUACAGCAUUAUUUUGUCCAUUAAUGUGGAAGAUGCAAAUGUUGUGAGAGCUUUGUAGUCCAAGAAAUUUAAAACUUAUCCUACUGUGUCACUUUUCCUCCUUAUUCAGGAGCUCAAUGCUAUGUGUAAUCUCAGGGAUUUCUCUGUAAAUUGAACUGGCCCUUCAGCCAUUGAAAACAAGUGAUCUGAGUUCUUGAAUCUGUCUAUGCGGCAGGGGUAGGACUAACAGUGCAUCAUUUAGAGUAGAGGCAGAUGCCAGUGAAACUAUUCGUGAUUUUGAGGCUUAGUUUGUGACCCAUUUAGUUGAUGACUUUUGGAUUUCCAUCCCCCGCAAGUCCCCAGGGGAGAAAGAGGGAACUCAGGACAUUUGCUGAAGCUGUGAAACCAUGGCAUCGCUUCUGUGAUUUUCCAGUACAAACAGGUAAUGAAGCCUGAACAGGCUCUCUGCCUCUCAGUAAGAAGCCCUUCCAUUACGGGUAUUCAUUCUGUGCGUACAAGUACGUUAACUACAAAGAUUGCAUCAAGAAGUUGUUAACAAAUCAUGAAUUUGAAUGACAGUGACAAAAACCAUUUUAACUGGAAGUGCAAAAUAUGCAAUGCUAUCAAAGAUCAAGUAUUUUUCUAAUAAACCUUAAACUUUCAACUCGUGUAGCAAACUCUGCCUCUGUUUGGACAUGUAUGUGUGAAACAAAAGACAGAGAAGUUGGCAGCGAGUUACCUUUGUUUCCCUUCUUCAAAGGAG